AUGUUCUUGUUCGAUCUACUUGUUUCCGAGCCGCAGGUGGAAGCGGUGAUGGAUCGAAUCAAGGACAACAUUUCCUUGGAUCACAUGGCCCGGUUGCUUGUGGAUGUGCAGCAAGAUUCGUCGGGAAUCGUUGAUUCCAUCAUAUCGCAGCACCAGCGCGAGCUCCUCAACCUAAUUUUCCUUGGUGACGCUCCAAACCGGAACAAGGUAAACCUGAUCAUGGCGAAUGAGAUUACUCCUCACCUGACGGCGGAGGAGUACAUGGACAAGGGCGAAUAUGAGAACGAACUAAAGCAGGUCAUCGGGGACACAAAGGUGAUCGGUCGGAUUCAAGCUGAACGCGAGAUAGGAACGCACGACGAAAAUCUCGAGCGUUUCAAUCGUGAGGACAUAUCCCCGGGUAUUGGUAGUAUGUGGGGCAGUACAGAGGACAAGACGCCGCCAUUUCGCCACAAACGACGACCGGCAAAGACCUUGAGCCUCGACCCGCACCGAUACUUUGAUCCUCUCUGGGUGCCAACUCAAGCGGGGCACACUGUGACAUACGACAUUAUCGUCACGUCGGAUACGGACCCCACCGCACUCGAUCGCAUCAGGUAUCGAAUAUGCGCCAUGUCAAACGACAUCAUCGUGCUGGAGGAAAUUUUAGGCUACGUUUUGGAGGCACUGGACGUCAUUGAGGUUCCCCCGGAACCACCAGAGCAAGCGGGGCGGUCUCUGUACGAGCGAUUGGAAAUAUCUGGCAUGCGUUCUCAGCUGUUGCGAAGAUCCGCCGACUUGAAGAAGAAUGUUAGCGGAUCUCAACAGUACCUGGAUGUGUUACGGGAAAUGAGCGCGGUGCGAAAACGCAAGGGAAAACCCGAAACUGAUGCAGACAAAUCGGGCAACCACAAUCAAGCUCUCGAGAACUUUGAUGAUUUCGUACGGUACCAGGUGAGCGAAAACAAGAUGUUUCGGCUGAACGAGAGCUUGGAGAUGAACACCAAGAAGUUGUGUAACCUCAACGAGAGCAGUGACAAGUCCGCAAAGUCGCUCCAGAUCUUGCUGGUGAUGUUUGCCGGCAUGCUGGCGUUCGACGUGUUGGACCGUCUGACGGGAGACUGGACUGUGACCAACUCUGAUUGGUUCCAGGCGUUUUAUGUGGCUGUCAUUCAGAGUACUCCAAUUUUGUGGUUCAUAAUAUCGCUUCUAGUGUGGGGACUAGUGGCUCUGCUGGUUUGGAGAGUUUUCAAGAAGAUGCACUUCAGAUCUCAGGGGCUCACCACCAUUCGAACGCGAUUCUACCGCAAGGUAUUCCAAGACAAGCUUCAGGCGUGGCUGAAGUUCAAAGCCAUAUCGCUGGAAGAACGAAACUUUGACCUCAGCAACGAUCUGGUAAGGAUAACGUACGAGGAACGUCAUGCCGGAGACUGGGGGGGGUUUAAGCCGAAGGUCGUGGUGGAGUACGACGAAAGAAACAACUUCCUCAUGGCCAUCGAAGUCACGUACAACAGAAGAGAGGCUAAUAAGAACUUUGCUUACAACUACAGAGAGCUCAAGGACAAGAUCCAGCAGGAACUCGACACUGCACAGGGGUUUCAAAGCCUUUCUGAGAUCCCAACAGCGACGAACUCGAUAUCUCAGCCAACUAAAGACGUUGAUGACGCGUGA
Ectocarpus sp. CCAP 1310/34 is the source of this 1650-nucleotide messenger RNA. The record is from the annotation of a GenBank genome assembly. NCBI's taxonomy places the organism in Eukaryota, Phaeophyceae, Ectocarpales, Ectocarpaceae.